CUUCAUGAUACUCUGCGAUCGGGUCCGGUGAGAGCAAAUGAUAGAGAGAGAGAAAGAGACUUGCAGAGCGAAGGCGAGGGAUCGAAAAAUGGAGACGCACAAGAAGAAGAACUAGUUCAUGGAGGAUUGAAAACUUGGAUUACAACUUCCAUUUGACUCGACUCAUCAUCGUCUUUAAGGGCAUCGUUCUGGAAAUUGGCUUUUCAACAACCGAAGUUGGAACAACAGAACAGCAGAAUUGCUUUAAUUUCGAACUCCGAUCGAAAAGGCUGAUUAGGUCACUUAUAAAAGGUACAUUUCUAAAUUGAAUGAUGACAUCUAUGAUAAAUCAACCUAUUAUCACCUCAAUUAAUGGACAUAAAAUUUGGGAAGAUCCAUCAAUUAUUAAGUGGAGGAAAAGAGAUGCACAUGUUCCUUUUCGCUGUCAUGAUACAGUUGAAGGAUCUCUUAGAUACUGGUAUGAACGUAACAAAGUAGAUGUUCUUGUUUCGAAAUCGGCUGUUUGGGAUGAUGAUGCUGUUUCCGCAGCUCUUGAAUCUGCUGCUUCCUGCGCUAAGGGAUCGCCUUUUAUUAAGUCAUUGAGUGGCUAUUGGAAGUUUUGGUUGGCUCCAAAUCCGACUAGCACGCCUUUGAAUUUUUGGGAAAGUAAUCAUCCAGAUUCUUCUUGGUCUGAUUUGCCUGUCCCUUCCAAUUGGCAAUUACAUGGAUUUGAUCGACCUAUUUACACUAAUGUAGUGUAUCCAUUUCCACUUGAUCCACCACAUGUUCCAGAUGAAAACCCUACUGGUUGCUACAGAACUUAUUUUCACUUACCUGCAGAAUGGGAAGGCCGAAGAAUACUGUUACACUUUGAAGCAGUUGAUUCAGCCUUCCAUGCUUGGAUAAACGGAGUUCCAGUUGGAUAUAGUCAAGAUAGUAGAUUACCUGCUGAAUUCGAAAUCACGAACUUCUGUCAUCCAUUUGGUUCUGAUAAGAAAAACGUUCUUGCUGUUCAAGUUUUCAGGUGGAGCGAUGGCUCCUACCUCGAGGAUCAAGAUCAUUGGUGGUUAUCUGGCAUUCAUCGCGAUGUCCUCCUCUUAUCCAAACCAAAGGUUUUCAUUGCGGAUUAUUUCUUCACAUCAAACUUGGAAAAGGACUUCUCAGCUGUUGAUUUGCAGGUUGAAGUUAAAUUCGAUUCACAGGAAAAUUUUGUUGAAAAUAAUUUAAGUAUUGAAGCCAUGAUCUAUGACAUUGAUAAUGGAAAGUUUGAUCAAAACAUCGAUCUUCUUUCUUAUCGUGUUGCUUGUUUGAGUGUUGGUUCGGAUUCUGGUACUAGCCUUGGCUUCCAUGGAAACCUUCUUGCUGGAAAACUACAACAGCCGAAGAUCUGGUCUUCUGAACAGCCAAAUCUAUACACUCUUGUUCUUCUCCUGAAAGAUAAGUCUGGAAAAAUAGUUGAUUGUGAAUCGUGCCAAGUUGGUAUAAGGAAGGUAACGACAGCUCCAAAGCAGCUCCUUGUUAAUGGGCAUCCAAUAACAAUAAGAGGAGUGAAUCGACACGAACAUCAUCCACGAAUUGGUAAGACUAACAUAGAAUCCUGCAUGGUUCGGGAUUUAGUUUUAAUGAAACAAAACAACUUAAACGCUGUUAGAAACAGCCAUUACCCACAACACCCCAGAUGGUAUGAGCUUUGUGAUCUUUUCGGUAUUUACAUGAUAGACGAGGCAAACAUCGAGACACAUGGUUUCGAUCUCUCUUCAAAAGUGAAGCAUCCGACGAAAGAACCGGUUUGGGCGGGUUCGAUGUUGGAUCGGGUUAUAGGAAUGGUCGAGAGAGAUAAGAACCAUGCUUGUAUUAUUUGUUGGUCUUUAGGAAACGAGGCUAGUUAUGGGCCGAAUCACUCCGCUCUUGCGGGUUGGAUCCGUUUGAGAGACCCAACCCGUGUUCUACACUACGAAGGUGGCGGGUCGAGAACAAGUUCGACUGAUAUCGUUUGCCCGAUGUAUAUGAGGAUUUGGGAUAUAGUGAAGAUCGCUAAUGAUCCAAAUGAGACGCGGCCUCUUAUACUAUGCGAGUAUUCACAUUCAAUGGGUAAUAGUAAUGGGAAUCUUAACGAUUAUUGGGAAGCCAUUGAUAAUACGUUUGGUCUACAAGGAGGAUUCAUUUGGGAAUGGGUUGAUCAAGCUUUAUUAAAGGCGGGUGAAGGUGGUUUAAAGCAUUGGGCUUAUGGUGGCGAUUUUGGCGAUGAACCGAACGAUUUGAAUUUCUGCUUGAACGGUCUUACUUGGCCUGACCGAACUCCUCAUCCCGCAAUGCACGAGGUUAAACACGUUUAUCAGCCCAUCAAGGUUGGGUUCAAGAACGGGAUCAUAAAGAUAGCCAACACCAAUUUCUACGAAACGACGAAAUCGUUAGAGUUUAGUUGGAUGUUUUUCGGGGAUGGUUUGGAAUUAGGAAAUGGGAUCCUUCCUCUCCCGAUAAUUGAACCCCAAAACAUUUUUGAAAUGAAGUGGGAAUCCGGUCCUUGGUAUUCUCUAUGGAAUUCAUCGUCGUCAGGUGAAAAUUUCCUGACAAUAACUGUGAAGCUUUUGAAUUCGACCCGAUGGGUGGAAUCAGGCCAUGUUAUAUCGUCUUCUCAAAUCGAGUUGCCUACGAGAAGAGAAAGCAUUCACGUCAUCAAAACAACCGAAACUAAUAAUGCGUCCAUCCAAAGCGAGAAAAACGGGGAUUGUAUCGUGAUCAGACAAAACAACUCGUCAGAGAUAGAGUUCAACACUCGGACAGGCUAUAUAGAGAAUUGGAAGGUUAACGGCGUUUCAGUGAUGAAAAAGGGCGUAUUUCCGAGUAUUUGGCGUGCGCCGACUGAUAACGAUAAAGGAGGUGGGGAAAGCAGUUAUUUCUCGUUAUGGAAAGCUGCUAAAUUGGACAGUCUAUCUUUCGAGACGAAGAGUUGUUCUAUCGAUAAUGCGACCGAUGCUACAAGAGUUAAAGUCGACGUUGUUUUACUCGUUAAGGAUACUUCCAAUUCUGUUUUAGUUGAGGUUGAGAUGGUUUACAAUAUUUACAGUUCUGGAGAUGUGAUUUUGGAAUGUAAAUUGAAGACAAAAUCUGGACUUCCACCACUUCCGCGAAUCGGAGUUGAAUUUCAUCUGGAGAAAUCGAUGGACGAGAUUAAGUGGUAUGGAAGAGGGCCGUUUGAAUGCUAUCCGGAUAGAAAAGCAGCUGCUCAUGUGGGAUUGUAUGAGAAAAAGGUAAGUGAGAUGCAUGUUCCUUACAUUGUUCCUGGAGAAAGCGGUGGAAGGGCCGAUGUUAGAUGGGUAACGUUUCAAAAUAAAGAUGGGUUAGGAUUAUAUGCUUCAAUCUAUGGUGGAAGUUCUUCACUUUUGCAAAUGAAUGCAAGUUAUUACACCACUGAGGAGCUUCAUAGGGCGACUCAUGAGGAAGAGUUAGUUAAAGGAGAUGAUAUUGAGGUACAUCUGGAUUAUAAACACAUGGGUGUGGGUGGAGAUGACAGCUGGACUCCAUGUGUACAUGACAAGUAUUUAAUUCAUGCUGAUGUGGCAGAGGAUGCGGGCUACUCAUUCUCCAUUAGACUUUCUCCCAUCACCACCACCAUAACCAACAGCAUCUCAGGUUCUUCCAUCUACCAAUCUCAGCUUUAAGAUGAAUUUCUUCUUCUUAUUUCAUGUUUUCAUAAACUGAAUGUUGGAGAUCUGCAUGGAUUGAUGUUUUAAUUUAAAAUAAAUGCUUUGAUCCCAAAAUUUAUCCUCAUUUUAGUAUUUUUUUUCUUUUUUAUUGGUGUGUUCCAACUGUAAAUAUA
This is a messenger RNA of Impatiens glandulifera, 3799 nucleotides long. Its product is annotated as beta-galactosidase. Gene Ontology annotation, molecular function: carbohydrate binding; beta-galactosidase activity. Gene Ontology annotation, biological process: lactose catabolic process. NCBI's taxonomy places the organism in Eukaryota, Viridiplantae, Streptophyta, Magnoliopsida, Ericales, Balsaminaceae. Gene Ontology annotation, cellular component: beta-galactosidase complex. The record is from RefSeq and is a predicted model, not a curated record. The transcript has 3 exons. Bases 309 to 3641 code for a protein of 1110 amino acids.